AUGGCAGCCACAGCAGAGCCUGUGCUCUACCAGAAGCUGAAGCUCUGGGAGCCUAGAAUGGAAUCUGGCGGAGAGGAGGACGAGGAGGAGGGAGAGGAAGAGACCUCAGAGUCACUGGUCAUCUACUGCAGGAGGCCCCAAGACAACCCUGGGAACAAGGUUGGCGGGCUUCCUGGAGCCUGGGCUCGACUGGUGGCAGCCCUGCUACUGCUGGUGGUCAGCUGCUCCCUGGCUGUGAGGCAGCUCCAAGGCAGGGGCAGCUUGGCAGGAAGCUUGGGCUCCGUGGCACCCCCAGCCAGCAGACACUCCCAUCACGCUGGGGUGUACCACCAUGCUGCCAUCAUCAGCCCUGCAGCCACUUGCUCCCACCUGGGCCAACAGCUACUUGUUGCGGGGGGCAAUGUCGUGGAUGCCGGAGUUGCAACUGCUUUGUGCCUGGUCGUAGUGCAUCCUCACACCACAGGACUAGGUGCCAUGUUCUGGGGCCUCUUCCACAACAGCUCCUCAGGAAACUCAACUGCCUUGACCCCAGGACCAGCCCGGCCCCUGGCGCCUGGCCUGGGGUUGCCUACCGCUCUGCCUGCCCUCCACUUGCUUCAUGCCCGCUUUGGCCACCUACCCUGGCCACGUCUACUCAUGGAUCCCGCUAAGCUGGCUCAGGAGGGUUUCCUGGUGGACACAUCCCUGUCAAGGGCUCUGGCAGCCCAGGGUACAAAGCGCCUCUGUCCACUGUUCUGCCAUGAUGAUGGCACACCCCUGGGCCUUGGGGCCCGAGCCACCAACCCAAAACUGGCAGCUGUGCUACGCAAGGCAGCCUCCACCCCAGACCUUGCCGGGGAUGUCUUACUGAGUCUACUGGCCACAGACCUGGGGCUGGAGAAGCCUGCUGGGCCCACACCCACCUUGGAGCCGGCACUGCAGCUUUCCAUGCCUGAAGGCAUCCUGUUAACCACACCAGCACCUUCGGCUGGCCCAGAGCUGCUGGCACUGCUGAAGGCAGCCCCACACUCCAGUGAACCCAGCCCCAGCCCCUGCCCACUGCUCCCACAAACUGCAGGGACCCCUGUGAGCAGCAUCCUGGCCACUGUGGACAGCAGUGGCUCUGUGCUCCUUCUCACUUCCUCACUCAAUAGCUCCUUUGGCUCUGGACACUUGUCCCCAAGCACUGGGGUUCUGCUCAGCAACCUAGUGGCCAGGUCUGCAACUAGUCCCUGGGCCUGCCCCCUGAUUCUCCAUGGCAGCCUGGAUGACCCAGAGGCUGAUGUGGUAGGACUGGUGGCUUCGGGGACUCCCGAGGUGGCCAGAGCAAUGACUCAUGCCUUGCUCAGCCAUCUGGCAGGGCCCCAAAUGCAGACCCAGCAUCAGUACCAGGGCCAACAAGGACCAACAGAGAGACCCAGCAUUUGUAGUCAAGGGACCCUACUUCAAGUAGCAGCCCAUGCAGAACAUGCCCACGUCUCCAGCAUCCCUGGUGGCUGUUGCCCCUUCCAGGGGUUCUAAUAUCGGAACAGGGGUCUAGCACUGUCAGAGUUGGGUCAAGCCCUGAGGAACCAAAGCAGACCCAGCAGCAACAGGGUAUAAAAACAGUCCACAGCUACUAUAUGCUGUGGCUGGCCCAGCCCUAGCCUCUGGCCAAGUCAGUUACCAUCCUUGUAGGAACAAGGGCUGGACUGAAGACCUGGGUUGAAGUUCUAGCACCCAGGGCUAGCUCAGUCAUUCCUCACAGCAUCCCCCCCUCAUGGGAUUUCCAGCUGUUAUCAGCUAAGGAACUUGAAGAUAAUCAAGAGCAACAGCAUUCAGAUCAGCUCUAGGAAGACUUGUGGAAGAGCGCUUUAAAGGGCAGAGUAGGCAGUGCCCAGGUUACUGCUGGCAUCUCCAUCUUCCUUUCCAGGCCAUUCUUUGCCAAUCUGCCUCAAUUGGGAACAAAUAAAAAGCAAGCUUUCUGGGUGCCAAGUGCCAUUCCUAUUUUUUGGUUAAUUUCCAACUAGCCUUUGAGGCCCUUGAUGUCAGGCACCUCCCAAGAGUAGCAGGGGAGACCAACACCCAAAGAAAGGGGGAGCCUGGGCUUAAUGUCUUCCAGUUUCCCUGCCCUGC
Molecule: messenger RNA, 2094 nt
Organism: Fukomys damarensis (Damara mole-rat)
Lineage: Eukaryota; Metazoa; Chordata; Mammalia; Rodentia; Bathyergidae
Gene: Ggt6
Product: gamma-glutamyltransferase 6
Exons: 4
Coding region: 1-1500 (499 amino acids)
Cellular component (GO): extracellular exosome
Source: RefSeq, a predicted model, not a curated record